AUAGGUUGGGGCCUCCUGUGGACAUAACACUGGAUUCUUUGAACUGCACCGCACUUAGUAUUCAAUGGAGAAUGCCUCAGCAGCAUGCAAAUACCAUCACAGGGUACACUGUGUUCUACACUGAGGUCAAGACUGAUGAACCAAUUAGGCAACAGUCUCAUGAUGUACCUCUCAGUUUGGAUAUGCUUGGCAUGGGUCAGAUGGCUGGGCAAGCAAUUUUUGAAGUUGUUAUUGGAGAUCUGAAGCCAGGGACUCUCCAUAGUGUCAGCAUAGGAGCUUAUGGCUGGGCAGGAAGAGGCAGAGCCAGCAUGCCUAGAAAUGUGACAACUCUAUCACAAGAUAAAUGUAUGCCACCAGCUCCACCUAGUCAGCCUCAAGUCAUUGUUGUUUCAGAUUCAGAAGUUGCUUUAUCAUGGAAACCAGGACCAAGUGAAGGAGGUUCUCCAAUUGAGUACUACACAGUGGAAUUUAUCAGGCCCGAUUUUGAUACCGAUUGGACAGCAAUUAGAGAGCAGAUCCAGAUGGACUCUAUGAUCCUGAAGGGGUUAACUCCAAACGACAAGUAUCAGUUUGCCAUCCGAGCUACAAAUUCAUACGGAUCCAGUCUGCCAAGCAUUGCCAGUGAUAUAAUCAGAAUGUUCC
This is a messenger RNA of Thamnophis sirtalis, 642 nucleotides long. The record is from RefSeq and is a predicted model, not a curated record. Lineage: Eukaryota; Metazoa; Chordata; Lepidosauria; Squamata; Natricidae.